AUGCAGACACUGCACCUGGGGCAGGUUCCAAUAACAUUCACCAUAUCAGCCUACAUCUUUGGCUUCUUUAUCGCACCCCUGUCGACCGUCUACGGCAAGGUCAGACUCUACCGGCUGUGCGCGGUGUUGUGGGCGUUAUUCUCCGCCCUCGCCGCCGCCGCACCCAACAUCUGGUCACUCGUAGCCCUGCGCUUCCUCGCCGGCUGCGCGGGCGGCACACCCAUGGUCCUGGGCUCGUCCACCGUCGCCGACCUCUUCUACAAUGAGGUCCGCAGCCGCGCGCUGUCGUUUCAUCGCCGUCGGCAACGUCUCGGCGCCCUAUUGGGCCCCGCAGCAGGCGGGAGGAUCGCGCAGUCGGUACCGGGGUGGAGAGGCUGCUUCGUUCUGCUUGCCUGCGUCGGAGGUCGUCACCUGCAGGUGUGGCUGUACGUCAACGUGCCUGCGAGAUACGAGGAGGUCUACAGCUUCUCCGCGGCAGAAGCCGGAUCCGUAUUCAUACUUAUGGGGGGGGGGGGGGUCGGGACCCUGGUCGGUCUGCUGGCCUGCUGGACGCUGUCGGGCCGCAUCAUCGCCACCUGCGCCGCCAGGUCGGUGGAGGCGAGAAAAGAGCCGGGCACCUUCUGCCGCUGA
Messenger RNA from Pyricularia oryzae 70-15, 630 nucleotides. RefSeq lists its product as uncharacterized. Gene Ontology annotation, molecular function: transmembrane transporter activity. Lineage: Eukaryota; Fungi; Ascomycota; Sordariomycetes; Magnaporthales; Pyriculariaceae. The coding region runs from base 1 to 630 and encodes 209 amino acids. The record is from RefSeq and is a predicted model, not a curated record. The transcript is spliced from 3 exons. Gene Ontology annotation, biological process: transmembrane transport.